This is a messenger RNA of Sinocyclocheilus rhinocerous, 3176 nucleotides long. Its product is annotated as semaphorin-3D. Gene Ontology annotation, molecular function: chemorepellent activity; semaphorin receptor binding. The record is from RefSeq and is a predicted model, not a curated record. The coding region runs from base 273 to 2573 and encodes 766 amino acids. Gene Ontology annotation, biological process: neural crest cell migration; axon guidance; positive regulation of cell migration. NCBI's taxonomy places the organism in Eukaryota, Metazoa, Chordata, Actinopteri, Cypriniformes, Cyprinidae. Gene Ontology annotation, cellular component: plasma membrane. The transcript is spliced from 18 exons.
CAGACGCGGAUACCUCAGCCAAAUUCACAGAGUUCAGUCACACUCAGAGAACAGAUCAUUAGUCUUUUUAUUUGUUUUCGUUUUAUGUGUCUCCCCUCAUUAAGUUGAAGAGAGCUUAGUUUGGGAACAGUGGACACGUCUUGAAGACAUUUCAAGCAUGACUUUGGAUAAUAACGGAACUUGAAGUCUCAAACUGCGCCUCAGACUCCCAGAAAAUAACGACAGACACCAGCUCUCACAGGUCCGCAGCAGCAGAACUCUCCUCUCUCAUCAUGAAGACUGCCGAGGAACCAGACAAACAAAGACAGAGGAGCAGACAUCAACAUCUCCAGAUGGGGUGGUUCUCCAGUGUCUGGUGGUCUACAUUGGUGAUGCUCUUCUUCUCUCUGCCGGAGGUGAACUCUAUGAAGGAGAGUGUGCCAAGAGUUAAACUCAGCUACAAAGAGCUGAUCCAUUCUCGAAGCGUGGUGCCGUUUGUGGGUUCCAGCGAGGGGCAGCGGUUUCAGACAGUCCUAUUGGAUGAAGAGAGAAGCCGAUUACUGCUGGGAUUCAAAGACCACAUCUACCUACUGGACCCAGACGACAUAAAUAAACACCCCAAAAAGCUGAGCUGGCCAGCUCCAAGAGAUAGGGUGGAUAUGUGUAUACUGGCUGGCAAAAACCCUCUUACCGAAUGUGCUAAUUUCAUUCGAGUUUUACACAGCUAUAACCGGAGUCAUGUCUAUGCCUGUGGUACUGGAGCAUUCCACCCCACCUGUGCUUUCUUAGAGGUCAAAGGUCACAAAGAGGACAGCUGGCUGCACCUACACAGCAACACUGUGGAAUCCGGCCGAUUGAAAUGUCCUUUUGAUCCACACCAGCCCUUUGCUUCUGUACUCACAGAUCAGUAUCUCUAUGCUGGCACGGCGUCUGAUUUCCUGGGCAAGGACAGCACGUUUAGCCGCUCUCUCGGGCCGCCCCCAGACCAGCAGUACAUUCGCACAGACAUCUCUGAGGACUACUGGAUAAACGAGGGCAAGUUUAUUUCCGCCCAUCCCAUCGCGGACACCUACAACUCUGACGAUGACAAGAUUUACUUCUUUUUCCGCGAGGUGUCCCGUGAUGGGAGCACUACGGACAAGAGCGUGCUGUCUCGUGUCGCCCGGAUCUGCCGGAAUGAUGUUGGAGGUUUGAGAAGUCUUACCAACAAGUGGACGACAUUCCUCAAAGCAAGACUUGUGUGCUCCAUACCUGGACCGGAUGGAGUGGACACUCACUUUGAUGAGCUCCAGGACAUCUUUCUCCUCCCUAGCAGAGAUGAAAGAAAUCCAGUGGUGUACGGAGUGUUCACCACCACCAGUUCUAUCUUUAGAGGAUCAGCGGUAUGUGUCUACAACAUGGAAGACAUCCGUGCUGUGUUUAAUGGACCGUAUGCUCAUAAAGAGGGACCGGACCAUCGCUGGGUGGAAUAUGAAGGCAGAAUCCCCUACCCAAGACCAGGCACUUGCCCCAGUCGGACAUAUGAUCCUCAUAUAAAAACGACUAAAGACUUUCCAGAUGAAGUCAUUAGUUUUAUACGGCUGCACCCGCUAAUGUACCGCUCUGUGCACCCAAUGACGGGCCGGCCAAUUUUCACUCGUAUCAAUACGGAGUAUCGGCUUACUCAGAUUGUAGUGGACCGCGUGGCAGCUGAGGAUGGACAGUAUGCUGUUAUGUUCUUGGGCACAGAUAUGGGAUCAGUUUUGAAGGUUGUCAGCAUCACUCAAGAAAACUGGUCCACAGAGGAGAUCAUCUUAGAGGAGCUUCAGGUGUUCAAGAGUCCCUCGCCCAUCCUCAACAUGGAAAUCUCCUCAAAGCAGCAGCAGCUGUUUGUUGGAGGAAGCGACGGGUUGGUGCAGGUGUCCCUUCACAGGUGCCAUAUUUAUGGGCAGGGCUGUGCAGAAUGCUGCCUGGCUAGAGACCCCUACUGCGCUUGGGACGGCGCCCAGUGCUCCAGAUACAUUCCAGCCUCCAAAAGGAGGGCCAGAAGGCAGGAUAUCAAACAUGGAGACCCAUCCAGCCAUUGCUGGGACACAGAGGAUGUGUUAGGGAGGAAUGUCGAGGAGAAGGUGUUGUAUGGAGUAGAGAGUAACUCCUCUUUUCUUGAGUGCGUUUCAAAAUCCCAGCAGGCCUUGAUUCGCUGGUUCAUACUGAAGCCAGGAGCGGACCAACGUCAAGAGAUCAAACCGGAUGAGCGUGUGCUGAUAACCGAGCGAGGUUUGCUGAUUCGUUGGCUCCAUCGUAGCGACGCAGGUUCAUACUUCUGCACCUCCCAGGAGCACAGCUUCACCCGUACCCUCCUCCACCUCUCUCUUCACGUCCUGGACGUCCAGAUCCAAGCACACCAACCUGCUACACGGGAAUCAUCAGAUAAUCCGCCUGUGACCGAACCUCGUCAGCGCUAUAAGGACUACUUGCGCAGGUUGAGUGUUCCUGUGCGCUCUCUGGAUGAGUACUGCGAAACGCUCUGGCACAAAGAGAAGAAGCAAAAACAGAAGGGCAAAUGGAAGCAUGUUCAAGAGCUCCGCAAGAGCAGGAACCGACGCCACCACUAGAGGCGCCAAUGAGGCCUGGAAUCGAGUGUGAGGUUAGACGGGUCACAAUGCCCAUGGAGCCUCUGGAUGUGGAUUAAAAUGAACUCUAAACCAAAUACAAAGACAGAAAUUAAUCAUCUCUUGACCAGUCAAGCAAAAAAUCUUUCAGAAAUAUUGUUUUCGUUUGGACCAGUCCCUUAAAAAAAGUGACGCACAGAUUCUUUACCAUUUAAAAAUGAACCUUUUGCAAAAAUGCCCACUUGAACACCAGUCAUCUUGAUUGAUCUUGAAAAUACGUCAGAAUCUAUUAGUUUUGUUAAAGCCCCUUUGGGCAAGGUAUGGUAUACUAAAAUUAUAUUCCUGUAAAUCUAUAAACAAUGUUCAAAACAAAGAUUUUUCCAGUCUAAAAAUGUCUGGAUUGGGGACGUUUUUCAAAACAACAUAACACCAGUUCAUUGCGCUUUAAUUUUAACCAAGAGUAAGAUUGCAUUCAUGUUGAAUGUAUGUAAAUAUUUAUAUUAUUUGUACAUGAGAUUGUGCAUGCUUUAGGAUUAUUUACAUAGAAUUCUCUUUUGAGAUUACAGCUUUAGCCAAGCAUUUAAAUUUCACUGAGUAAAUUACAUU